UCUUGCUGCAGAAAAAUUUAAACUUGGCCUAGAAAGCACACAAGUUCUAGUUGUGGAAGUUUGACUAGAAAGAAAGCACUUAAAUCUUAAUAUGCUUCAAGUAGUAGAGCUGCUGGGAGAGACAGAGAAGCUAGAAGAAGACUGCUAUUAUCUUUCAUGGGAAUAAGAGGAGAAAGAAAGACACUCAUCAUCUCUCCACUCAUCGCAAGUUGGUAGGUAAAAGGUUUUGCUGUGUGGUUGAGAAAGAAAAUUUUACUUGUUCCGAUAGAGAAACACUAGAGCAGAUUUCACACUUCCCUAAUUUUGAAGGGUUGGUGGCGGUGUCAAGUUUAGCACCAACCCACAACCAUGGAUUCCUAUGAAGCUACAAGGAUUGUGUUCUCAAGGAUCACAAACUUGGACCCAGAAAAUGCUUCCAAAAUCAUGGGUCUUCUUCUAAUCCAAGACCAUGGUGAGAAAGAAAUGAUCAGAUUAGCUUUCGGCCCCGAGGCUUUUCUCCACUCUGUGAUUCUCAAGGCUCGGAAGGACUUGGGACUAAUGCCCAUAUCCAACUCUCCAUCCACACCUUCCACACCUUCUUCCCCCUCUCCUUUCCUCUCCACCAACCCAAUCUCUAUUUCGAGGCAAAACUCUGCUUCUUCGAGGCUGUCUCUCACUAUUCCAAACCCAUCUUCUUCGGCUUCUACUUGGGCUGCUCUGUCUUCCGAGCUUCGAAACCAAGACGAGACUAGUAUGAUGAUGAGCCCCAACAACAUGGCUCCUAACGGGUCUUCUUCUUCCUUUUUCGGAAACGGUGGGCCAGACCAUGUCCUUGAGGAGUUUCAGCUUCAAGACCAGCUCUCUUUUCUCAACGAUGCAGCUCCAAACCUGGGAGGACCCAAGUCCCCGGAUUUGUUUUACCCACAAUCAGACUUGUCUUCCAGCCCCACUAAUGGUUCUGAUCAGGCCCUUUUCUCCUCCUACGGUGGCUCCGGGAACUGGGGUGGUGGUGGGCCUCUUCACCGCCGGAGCUGCUCUGUGAGUGAUGUGUGCUUGGAAGACCCGAAUUCGGGGUUCGGGUGGAAGCCCUGUUUGUAUUAUGCUAGAGGGUACUGCAAGAAUGGAACUAGCUGUAGAUUCUUGCAUGGUGGUGGACUUGGAGACUUGGGUUCAGAUGGUGCUCAACUUGUUGGGUCACCAAGCAAGCUUGAUAUGAUGGACCAGUCAUGCCAUGAAGCGCUUCUGAGAUCCAAGACUGCUCAACAGCAAAGACUGGCUGCAGCUUCCCAGCUCAUGGCCUCGGCCAACUCUUUUCCUUACUCAUCUAAGUGCAUGAACUUCCUUCUUCAGCAGCAACAAACUGAUGCGCAGAGGGCUGCAGCAGCUUUGAUGAUGGGUGAUGAUAUCCACAAAUUUAGUCGAUCUCCUCGGCUGGAAAGAAGCGAGUUUGCAAUGAUGAACGGUGGCGCUGGGAUGGUGAACCCAGCCUCAAGGCAGAUAUACUUGACUUUUCCAGCUGAUAGCACUUUCAGAGAAGAAGACGUGUCAAAUUACUUCAGCAUUUAUGGACCUGUUCAGGAUGUGAGAAUUCCAUACCAGCAGAAGAGGAUGUUUGGUUUUGUUACAUUUGUGUACCCGGAUACUGUGAAGCUUAUUUUGGCAAAAGGGAACCCUCAUUUUGUGUGUGAUGCUAGAGUGCUGGUCAAGCCUUACAAGGAGAAGGGCAAAGUUCAUGACAAGAAGCAACAAGGGGAAAGAGGAGAUUUGUCGCCCUGUGGCACACCUACGGGCCUUGAUGGUAGAGACCCUUAUGAUCUCCAGCUAGGAGCAAGGAUGUUUUACAAUUCUCAAGACAUGUUGUGGAGGAGGAAGCUGGAGGAGCAAGCUGAGCUGCAGCAAGCACUUGAACUUCAAAGCCGGAGGCUAAUGGGACUGCAGCUUCUUGAUGUCAAGAAGCAUCACCAUCGAGCACUUUCCGCCAGCAGUCCGAUUAAUUCUCCUACUCAGUCCCCCAGCAUGUUCAAUCAGAACUUUCUGCAUCCUUCAUUUCAUAGCCCAGAAGUUAGUCAAGAGAACUGCGCAAGCCCGGUGCAACCCUCUUCAGUUCUCUCUGCAGACCAGCAGCUAAACAAGGUAGAAACUGUAGCUGCGGGUAAAGAAUCAGCUACCAACAGUGACGACAGUGGGAGUGGCAAGGAAAGCCCCCAUGAUGAUGAUAUCAGUGGUUUGCUAGGAAGCUUGGAGCACAACCUCCCCGACAGCCCUUUCGCUUCUCCAACAAAAGGAGCCCAAGAUUACUUGUCUGGCUUUCCGGUCGCAGCCACUGAGGCCAAUGAUUCAUCAGAUGCCUCAGCUGCAACAGCUAACAUUAACUUGGCUACUUCCCUGCUGCCAACUACUUCCUCACUGGACAUAGCAUCUUUCAAGUCUUUUAACUGCCAGAUUCCAAGGUUGUCUUCCGGCCAUGGAGCAAUAGGGAUGUAUGCCGCCGGUGCAGCAGGACCGAAAUGCCCAGUUGGAACUUCCUAAGCCUUUAAAUUAGGUUUCAGGGAGGAACAGCGCAAGUUUCUAAGAAUAACCAAACAAAAACACCACCCAACAUCUGUAGAAAAAGAAUCAAAUCUCCACCAGCCCCAUCUCAUCAGAAAAUACCAUACUACUUACUACCAUACAAAAUGCAUACGUAAAAGGCAGUAAAGGAAGAGAGGAGGAAGCGAAAGCAAGUGUGGGUCAGUCAGCCUAGCUCGUUUUCCUUUUCCCUUUCUUGUUGUUCUUGUACUACUAGUCUUCUUUCGUCACAUCUCAUUUUAUGUAGUUUUAAGUCGGAAGAACCACAGGUUUAAAAAAGAAAGAGAGACAAAGGAAUCACCAACACCGUCUAAAAAUUAGUUUGUAACUUUUGGGCACUGUAAAAAAUGAAUUGGUGUCGCCAAAUUCACCGCAAACGGUGCCCAAAAUGUAGUCUAGCAGUGUCUGUCUCUGUGUUACUUAGUGUUUUUCUAGUGUAAUCAACUCUGUACAGCAGAAGAAGCAGAACCCAGAAGAAGCUAGCUGAGUAAGAAGAAAGAGGUAAAACAAACAAGAAGGAACUGUAAUUUUUGUAUAACUACAAGGCUGAUUCUCCUUCUUCCUCCAUAACCAUAAGCCUGAAGUGAGCUCAGCCCAGCUGUAGCAGUUGCGAGAUAUCGGGAAAUUUUUCUUUUACCUUUAUCAAAGUGGUUGCUGCAACCUUGUACUCUAUGUUUGUACCAGACAGUUAAAAAGAAAAGAAAUGUAGGAAGGAAAUGUCAGAAAGUAAAAGAAGCUCGAGGUUUUACUGUU
Messenger RNA from Fragaria vesca subsp. vesca, 3300 nucleotides. Its product is annotated as zinc finger CCCH domain-containing protein 22-like. Gene Ontology annotation, molecular function: metal ion binding; RNA binding. The coding region runs from base 349 to 2508 and encodes 719 amino acids. The transcript is spliced from 10 exons. Lineage: Eukaryota; Viridiplantae; Streptophyta; Magnoliopsida; Rosales; Rosaceae. The record is from RefSeq and is a predicted model, not a curated record.